This is a messenger RNA of Chaetomium strumarium, 1067 nucleotides long. Its product is annotated as mitochondrial ATP synthase subunit 5-like protein. The record is from RefSeq and is a predicted model, not a curated record. Gene Ontology annotation, cellular component: membrane. Gene Ontology annotation, biological process: proton motive force-driven mitochondrial ATP synthesis. Gene Ontology annotation, molecular function: proton-transporting ATP synthase activity, rotational mechanism. The coding region runs from base 213 to 890 and encodes 225 amino acids. The transcript is spliced from 4 exons. NCBI's taxonomy places the organism in Eukaryota, Fungi, Ascomycota, Sordariomycetes, Sordariales, Chaetomiaceae.
UUCGUGCUUGAGUUUUGGAAACCUAACUUGAAGUACUACCUGCAACUUGCGAGUGGGUCGUGGAUGCCAAGCCCGUCACGUCCAAGGUGUGUUCGCUGCCUCAGGCAACAACCAAAUUGCCGAGCAUCCAGGCCCCGUUUUCGAAAACUGAAUGGAAGCUCGCUUUCACGACACUCGAGGUCCCAUCAUCACAUCUGACCAGCCCCAGCACCAUGUUCUCGCGACAGGCAUUGCUGCGUUCCGCGCGGACGGCAGCUCCGCAGCGUGCCCUUCUCGGGCACACCCGCACCUUUGCCGCGCCGGCCUCGAGCGAGAAGGUGAAGCCUCCGGUUGCCCUCUUCGGCCUCGACGGCACCUAUGCCACUGCUCUGUACACGGCCGCCGUCAAGAGCGCUUCCCUCGAGCCUACCGCCAAGGGCAUCGACGCCCUUCACAAGCUGUUGCAGAAGGACCCUAAGUUGGCUACCAUCCUCGAGGCCCCGACUCUCUCGGCCGCCGAUAAGAGCGCCAUCGUGGCCGAGCUUCAGAAAAACAUUGGUGCCGCCGGGGAGACCGUCAAGAACUUCCUCGCCACCCUCGCCGAGAACAACCGUCUAGGUCUCAUUCCCGGUGUCUGCACCAAGUUUGGAGAGCUCAUGAGCGCCUCCCGCGGGGAGGUCGAGAUGGUGGUUACCAGCGCUCAGCCUCUGGACAACAAGACUCUCUCCCGCCUUGAGUCUGCCGUCUCCAAGUCGAGCUAUGUCGGCGCCGGCAAGAAGCUCAAGGUCAAGAACACCAUCAACCCGGACAUCAUCGGCGGGCUCAUCGUCGAGGUCGGUGACAGGACAAUCGACCUCAGCGUCUCCUCCAAGAUGGCCAAGAUGAACAAGCUCCUCACCGACACUCUGUAGAUUAUCCCUCCUUUUUGUAGCAAAAAUCCAUUGAGUUUUGAGCUGGGGACUGGGAACCAGGAACCAGAAACGAGGGGUCCCGAACCACAAUCAGGCUCGCGGUCUAAUUCUAGGAGCAUUUGCUGUGUAUAUGAGCGAAUAGAUGAUCCCCUUUCUCCGUGCUUUUCCUUCGACGGU